Anoplopoma fimbria (sablefish) is the source of this 3309-nucleotide messenger RNA. RefSeq lists its product as uncharacterized. The transcript has 10 exons. The coding region runs from base 224 to 1972 and encodes 582 amino acids. Lineage: Eukaryota; Metazoa; Chordata; Actinopteri; Perciformes; Anoplopomatidae. The record is from RefSeq and is a predicted model, not a curated record.
CGGACAUAUCCUCUGUCGAGAGGAACUCUUCUUUUAGGAUAAAACUACAAUCUGGGUGUUGAAGAAACAACAUUAAACAUCGUUAAACAACAGCUAGCCAGCGCUGCGGCUACCUAACGUUAGCUUAGCAUAGCUUAGCUUAGCUCAAUUAGCAUCCAGAUAACUUCCCUCACAUGAACACGUGGUAAAACUUUGAAGAGGUCUUGUCAGCGGUCUUCUCAAAAUGGAUGUCAGCAUUGCCGUGACGCUGAUCCGAGGCCAGAUGGGUGCCGUGGUGGAGCGAGCGGUGAACGGGGCAGUGGAGACGGUGCUGGCCGAGAUGCUCAAAGUGGUCGGAGUCAAAUUUGAGGAGCUGAAAUCCCAAGUGGCGCUGAUGAAGAGGGACAUUGCGUCGCUGCAAAGGGAAAAGGCCCACAAAGAGAAGGAGAACGACAACAUCCGAGCCAAGCUGCGCUACACCGAGCUGAAGCUGAAGUACUACAGGCAGGGAGUGGAGGAGGAGCUGCAGCAGAGAGCCUCGGCCUCCGCCUCCGCUCUGGUCCGCAUCCACCCGUCCACCUUUCUUCAAGCACAGAGAGAUGGUGCAGGUGUUUCCUCCACCGAGGCCUCCCCAUCAUGCUUGACUCAGACCAGGACUUCUGAGGGGCCUCUGACAGGAAGCAAUCAAGAAUGCACCACUACACACAGCACGAGCAGGCAUUCAUUCAGAGUGCCCAGUAAUUCAGAUGUGGGAGUGGCCGGCUGUGACACGUCGGACCUACUGCUGCCCGUCUCACUCUCUGCGAACACACAAACAGAUUCUCUGGACGGAAGUGCAGUUUCGUUCUGUCCCGCAGAGCGAGACACAGCUCAGAUCAAGGAUCAGGACGACGACUGUGAGUGGACCUUCACUCUGCGGCCACACACUGAAGGCGUGGACGCUGACUCGGUCCCUCCUCCGGUCCCUCCUCCGGUCCCUUCUCCGGUCCAGACCCUCACUCUGGAUCCGGGGCAGCAGUCAGCCGACUCGCUGUCCCCUGACGUUUCCACCCAGGCCGAUAGCUCCACUCUGCCCUCCUCUGCUCCACAGGUGCAGGUGAAGCUGGAGGUCCAGGAGGAGGAGGAGCAGGAGGAAGAGGAGGUGAUCUGUAUCAAGGAGGAACCAGAGGAAGUGCAGGAGGUGAUGGCCGGCCUUCUGCUGGACUGCCAGAUGCAGCAGGAUCAUCUUCCAGAGUCGGAGGCCCAAAGGUCAAUGACAGAGGGUUUAGCACUUCCAGUAAGCCAGAGAAAUCACACUGCAGCCUUCAGCUCAGCCGGACCAAGCAACUAUCUGAUGCCUCAGCCGGUGGCCUCCCUGCAUUCGAUGGUGUCUUUGUCGUCCGGCAUCCCGCCUCGCCAGGCUGUGCGGACCUGGAAUAAAGAUCUCAGUCUAUACGAAGAAUACAAGCUGCGAAGGAAUGAGCUCCGCAGACGGAGCAUCAACAGACGCAGAGAGCUGGAGAAGACGCUGCCUCAGCCGCUGCUGGCUGAUCUGGUGCGAGAGCGUCGAGAGAAGACCAGGCUGAGGGUGGCCCGGUGGAGGGCAAAAAGGAAACUCCAGGCCUGUAUUGACCAGGAUCAUGCUCUAGGUGGCGCUGCAGGACUUUCUCAAUCUGGCUUUCCUAUCAGCAGUCAGAAUCAGCAGUUCAGAGUGACUUGUGCUGCCACCUCCAGCAGUCAGCAGAGACAGAGCUCAGCGCUGCCUCAGUCCAACAGCUUCCUCAACAACAUGCCUGCAGCAAACAGCCUCUCUGCCACUCUACCCUUCAUACCCUCCACCUCCUCCUCCUCUCUGCUUAUACGAGGCCACAACUUCGCCCCACAUCAGCACACUGUGACAUCAUCAUCAUCAUCAUCAUCAUCAUCAUCAUCCUCAUCAUCAUCCUCUUCUUACCCACAGGUCAGCCUAUUGCAGCACAGUAUCACUCUGACCGACAACGAUAUCUUGCAGUGAGAUGUUUAACAUCAUUUUUAAGAAUGUGUUUGUCAAAUAUGCCAAUGUUGUUGUUCAGGAAAGGUAAAAAAAAAAACACAAUCAUUGACACUUUUAGUCAGAUUUGCAGGGCAGUUCCUAAUAGCUUGAAGCUUCAUUCAUUAUGUCAUCAAUCAAAUUCUAAAUCAACAUUUGGAUGCUGCGCAUCGUUUUUUAUUCUGUCUAUUCCUGUAUUUCUGCACAGUUGCAGAAAAAUAUUAAGCUCCACCAUUAUGAGUAGUAUUAUACUUUUUGUAGAAUUAUAUUCUAGUGGGGGCUUGAAAAGUGAAAAUUUGUGUUAAUUUCCAAAAUUAACAACAUGUUUUUAUUCAACAAAAGAGUCUGCUUAAUUUUUUUAAAUUUAAGUGGCACUGACUUUACAUUCAUUUAAGAAAAUUAAUUUAAGAAAAAAAUGAAAGGUUGAUUAUGAUAUUAAAUAUGACGACGGACCUUCAAAGCUUAAUUUGAAACAUCAAUAGAAGCUUCAAAUAUAUAAAAAAAAAGAAAAUUAAGUUCUUUAAUGCCCUACUGAUUUGCUUGUCUUACACUGAACUUCAGCAGCAGAACAUGCACGCUAAAAUUUCAUUCACUUCUUUACUGAGCAUGGAUGGCAAUGUCUUAAUUCACGGUGAAUUUUCAUCAGGUAAAACUAACAGGCACUUUAUCUCUACCCAUAUGUACGGACAAAAAAAUGACAGCACCUGAUAUGGAUCACCUACUCUCAUUUCACAUCAGUUACACAUAUAGUGUACUCUGCGUAGGUUUAAGUGUGCGGAUAUCUAUUCUACCAGUUUGAGCUUUUUUAAGACUUCCAGCACCUUAUCUAAGAUAAAGCCGGGCGAAACGGUGGUUUUCCUGCCUGCACACAUCAGUUACACAUAACAUCCACUGUAAGGAGAACAACUGUAAACUCAUGCAUUCAAACACAAACAUUACAACAUUGAGAAUAAACCAAUUUUUCUAUACACAGAAAACAUGUAAAUGAAUUGAAUGUGUACAUAUGUAGAAACCUUCAAAAGGAUAUUUUAUCCCUGUACAUGAUCUCUGCUGAUGUAUUUUAAAGUGAAAUCCUUGUUUGAUUGGCUAGAAAUGCAUUGCAACAGGGACAAUUUAUCAUUAUUUUUCUAAGUGUGCAUGUUACUGUCUUUUAAUUAUUGGAAAGAAUGAGCUGUCCAAUUGUAACAGUGGUUUACCAGAAACAUGUCAAGGCUGCAGACGAGAACAAUUAUACAAUGUUUGUAGUUGGGCAAGAAUGAACUGAAGAUUGAUAAUCACCAGAUACAAAUGAGAAGCCUGGUAACCUGUUAAGCUAUAAUAAA